AUGGAUGAACUUCGGCAAAGAGCGGGAGAAAAAUUCGAAGCUUUACAUGAAGCUGCUGUAGUUGCCGCUAAUAGUAGUAGAAAUAGAGUAUACAAUGUUUAUGAUCAAACUGCAGAAGCCAUUAGUAAGAUUCGAGAAACAUUUGCAGACUUGUGGCAUCAUGACCUAGUGGCGGAGGGAAGGGCUAAGGCGUCAGCAUGGGCCCGGGAAGCAGCCCGAAGGAUACAGGAAGGCGCUCCGCCCCUCUCCCCAAUGAUACUUUACGAAGAACUUGUCGCUUUACUCAAAGACCAUAUGUGGCGUCGCAGUAUGAUAAUAUUCUUCUGUGGGGCCGCGGUCGGAGGAAGUGCAGGGCUUUUAAUAGGGCUUCGAGCCGGGACCAGAGUCCCAAAUGGGCCACACGCUAGGGCUCUUCACACACAGGCUGAUCAAACAGUCUUACUUGUAGAAGAUGCUGUAUCUCCAGGGGCGGGUACGGGGGAAGUACUGGUACGUGUGCAGGCUUUCAGUGUUUCCAGUACUGAUCGAUGUGUUCUAAGAGGUCGUGGAUCAGCUCUUAGAUCACUCUUGACCAAUUCCCAAGUCACAGUUGGCAGGGGGUUUGCUGGCGUAGUACUGGACGUGGGUCAAGGGGUGACGGAUUUGGAAAUGGGUGACGAAGUAUGGGGAUGUGUCAGUGAAUGGUGCGGUGGAGCUGCUAACGAGUUACUUGCUAUCAGAAGUACAAGAGUUAGUAAACGUCCGCGCCAUUUGGCUGCAGAUACUGCAGCGGCCUUGCCUUGGACGGGAUCACUCGCACUGAACGCCUUGCAAAGGAUACAGUUCACUCCCACAAAUUGUAAAGGAAAACGUGUUUGCGUUGUGGGCGCAAACAGUGGGGAGGGAUGUGCCUUAGUGCAACUGCUGAGCUCGUGGGGGGCAAGAGUCACAGUAUCAGCGCCUAGAAAUUCUCACAGAACUUUGAAAGACUUAGGUGCCCAAGACUUUAUAGACAGUGAGGGUAUUAACGCUCACGUCUUCCCCUCAUGGCUGCCAUUGGAGCAGCAUGCGAGUCGCACUGGCUUGUGGGACUCCGCCAUUUGCUGUCAGGGUGCUCCGCCCCCGCCACCGCCACCAUUACUCAAAGCAACCGCGUCUCGAAAAGCUUUAGUAGAUGUUCGACCAAAGCCUUUAAUAACAGACCGUCUUCCGACGCCAUUUUGGAUUAUAUUUUGUUCUUCCUUCUAUAUGUUUAGAACUCUCAGGUGGAUAUUAGGGUGCGGUUCGAACACAGAUUGGUUGGAAGAUAGAAACAAAUUGCGAGACGGUCUCGAAAGUUUGCGAUUGCUCGUCGAUUCUGGACAGCUCGCGCCUAUUUUAGACAAAGUUUUCUUUCCUCAAGACUUUGAGUCUGCAUUAGCGCAUGCGUGCAGCGACAACGCCUUUGGAACGACCGUCAUAAGAUUCCCA
Molecule: messenger RNA, 1449 nt
Organism: Brenthis ino (lesser marbled fritillary)
Lineage: Eukaryota; Metazoa; Arthropoda; Insecta; Lepidoptera; Nymphalidae
Source: the annotation of a GenBank genome assembly